AGUAAUACAACAUCCUAGAAUACGCGUGCCAAUUACGCGCGUCACAACAUAUAUUGAUAUCGCGUGAUAUUAUUUUCAAAUAUUGAAAACAUUGCCAAAAAAAUAAAACUAUAAAAGACAACGUUUGCAUUCGUUUAAACUCAGUAAAGUAAAAACAGCAGCAACAAUUAAUAUCUUAUUUAAAUUUUUAAAAAAUAUUUUUUUACAGUUUUCAUUGUUUUGAAAAUUUGAAAUAUUUGUUUAUAAUUUUAAUAGUGAUUUAAUUUGAAAUUAAUCAUAAUAUUUUUCAACAUAUUGUGUUUUUUUUUCCAAGUGAACAUUUUUUUUAUCAGCAUUAAUGAAAACAAAAAUAAUUAAUAGAGAUGUUGGAAAACUGAUUUAUUUAUCAUUAAAUAAUAAAAUGGUGUUACGUAAAAAUUUUAGAUAUUACAGACAAGGUGUAACGUUGAAAAGAAAGCUUACAGAUGGUGUAACAAAUCGAAAUGAUAGUAAUGUAACCGAAAAAUUAUCACAUUCUCUGAAUAUUUUAACUCAAUCCAAAAUCAGAAUGCAAAAUCAGUGGAAAUCAUUAACUAAUUCAAAAAACUUUUUAUCUAUUUUGGAAUACAAUAAAAAUGUUCAGUUAAUAUUCAAUAAAUACUGGAUGGAUGUAACUAAGAAAUUAGUUUACCCUUUUAUAAAAAAUAACAAGAGAAAUUUUUCUGAUAACGAAUUGACCAACAAAAAUAUUGAUCAUGAAAAGAAAGUAGCUAUCGUUCAAAGAGAUAAUAAAAUACCAAAAACAGUAAACCAAGAAACUGAUGAUAAAAAUAUCGAUGGUAAAAGACAAGUUUUACAAUCAUCGGUUGUCACGUCAGAUCAAUUAUUACAAAAUACCAAAGACCAAAUAUUAGCAUUACCCCAAUUAUUGAGUGAUUUCUUUAUAAAAUUAAAUCCUCGAGUAAAAGAAUCCUUGCCAUUGACUACGAUUCCUAAAUGGAAGACUUAUGUCAAAAGUAAUAUCACAAAAGAUAGUAUUCUAUCAAGAACAAAACAUAUAUUAAAUAGUAUAAUUAUCGCUGAGUCAAAUACUUCGCAAAUAAAAAGAAUAGAAGAUUUUUUAGCGCAUGUAGAGCAGUUUCCAGAAGCAAGAUAUCAUGCUAUCAAAGAAGGCGCAGUAAAAACACUGUUGCGAACGAGACAGAAAUCGAAGGAUGAGAAAGUAAAUGCAUCUAUCCGAGAAGCUCUUGCAGUAGUGGGAUACAUCGAUCCUCUUCCUUGCCGAGGUAUCAGAAUUCUUUCGAUUGAUGGGGGUGGUACGAGAGGACUACUUGUCAUUGAAAUGCUUAAGAAAUUGGAAAAAUUAACCGGACGCAGAGUACAUGAGAUGUUUGACUACAUGUGUGGAGUCAGUACGGGCGCAAUUCUUGCAGCAAAUUUAGUCAUAAAAUGGAAUGACCCUAAUAACGGAUCACCGAAACGAAAAUCUUUAGAUGAAGUUUCUGAUUUGUAUAAAGCACUCAGUAUGAAGAUUUUUAAUCAAAGCGCACUUCGUGGAACAAGUAGUUUAGUAUGGAGUCAUGCAUAUUAUGAUACUGCAUUGUGGGAACAAAUGUUGCAAGAACAAUUGGGAAAUGAAGAUCUCAUAAAAACGGCACGUGAUCCUCAUUCACCGAAGUUUUCAGCUAUCGCAACUAUAUUCAAUGAUGCGCAAGUAGCAGCAUAUAUAUUUAGAAAUUACACUCUACCACCACGUGUAGAGAGCCAAUAUAUGGGCUCUUAUAGACAUAAGUUAUGGGAAGCUGCAAGAGCAUCAGCAGCUGCUCCGACUUAUUUUGAAGAAUUCAAACAUGGAGAUUAUAUUCUAACUGAUGGCGGAAUAAUAGUUAAUAAUCCUUGUGCAGUAGCUAUUCAUGAAGCUAAACGUUUAUGGCCAAAUACUCCCAUUCAAUGUGUGGUAUCGUUUGGAACUGGUAGAACGCCACCAAUUAUUCCGAACAGUGAAGGCAAAAUGAAAGAAACUGUUGCGUCUAGUUGGAAAGAUAAAUUUUAUAAAAUUUUAGCCAGCGCCACAGACACAGAAGGAGUCCAUAUAGUAUUGAAUGAUCUUUUACCAGAUGACGUUUACUACCGAUUUAAUCCUUAUUUAACGGAAAUGGUGUCUAUGGAUGACGUAAGACCCGAUAAAAUGGCAUUAUUGGAGCAAGAUGCGCAGAUGUACAUUCGAAAGAACGAAGAUAAAUUUAAUCAAGCUGCGACAGCGUUAAGUCAAGAGAGAUUAUUGUCCCAGAAAGCUAUGGAUUGGGUAAAACUUCAAAAAGAGAUAAUAGGAUUUUAAAUUUAUUUAUUAUAGAAACAAAUGAAAUUGCAUUUUCUUUAUAAAAUAUUUAUUUAUUUAUCAUUUAUUUGGCCAUUAAGUCGAAGUUUAUAAGGCCAUUUAUAAUACAAAAAUAAUAACCAUAAGUUAUUCUAACUGUGAUAUUAAUCAGUACGUUUAUACAAUUCAACUUCUUAUUUAG
Molecule: messenger RNA, 2498 nt
Organism: Microplitis mediator
Lineage: Eukaryota; Metazoa; Arthropoda; Insecta; Hymenoptera; Braconidae
Product: calcium-independent phospholipase A2-gamma-like
Exons: 7
Coding region: 338-2317 (659 amino acids)
Biological process (GO): arachidonate metabolic process
Cellular component (GO): membrane
Source: RefSeq, a predicted model, not a curated record